Molecule: messenger RNA, 867 nt
Organism: Mauremys mutica (yellowpond turtle)
Lineage: Eukaryota; Metazoa; Chordata; Testudines; Geoemydidae
Product: adhesion G protein-coupled receptor E1-like
Exons: 8
Coding region: 1-867 (288 amino acids)
Molecular function (GO): calcium ion binding
Source: RefSeq, a predicted model, not a curated record
AUGAAGCAGCUCAUCUCCCACCUUCUGGGCUUUUGCUGUCUCGUCUGCUUCACGGUGACUCAAUGUUUCACCAGCGAUGUUGACCGAUGUCAGGAUUCAUCUACUUGCCCUGCUUUUGCAAAAUGUGAAAAUGUUCCUGGGGGCUACCACUGCACCUGCAAACGUGGGUUUGCAUCUACUUCUGGGGAGCAAAACUUCACUGAUCCAACAGUGAAGUGCGUCGUUGACAACUGUCGGAAUUUGUCUACUUGUCCUGCUUUUGCAACGUGUGAAAACGUCCCUGGAGGCUACCACUGCACCUGCAAUCAGGGGUUUGCAUCUAGUUCUGGGAAGAAAUACUUCACUGAUGCAACAGUGAAAUGCGUCGUCGACCGAUGUCAGGAUUCAUCUACUUGUCCUGCUUUUGCAAAAUGUGAAAAUGUUCCUGGGGGCUUCCACUGCACCUGCAAACGUGGGUUUGCAUCUACUUCUGGGGAGCAAAACUUCACUGAUCCAACAGUGAAGUGCGUUGUCGACAGAUGUCAGAAUUUAUCUACUUGUCCUGCUUCUGCAACCUGUGAAAAUGUUCCUGGGGGCUACCACUGCACCUGCAAACGCGGGUUUGCAUCUAGUUCUGGGGAGCAAACCUUCACUGAUCCAACAGUGAAGUGCGUUGUUGACAGGUGUCAGAAUUUGUCUACUUGUCCUGCUUUUGCAAUGUGUGAAAACGUCCCUGGAGGCUACCGCUGCACCUGCAAUCAGGGGUUUACAUCUAGUUCUGGGGAGGAACACUUCACUGAUGCAACAGUGAAAUGUGUCAAAAACCUCUUCCGCUGCCAGCCAGGAUUCUGCAAGGAGAUGAUUUCAAAAGCCAGUGCGGCAACAUGA